AUGUACCGGGGCCGGGAUCAAGCCUAAAGUAAUACGUGGGUUGGGGUUCCCGCAUUCGCUUCGUUUGGUCACACAAAACAAUAAAGAGAAUCUUGUCGGGGCUUUGGUUAAUUCAGAGACGACCAGACGCUGGAUCGGUGAGGAGAUUUGCUCGUUUUCUCUCAUCACGAGACGAUAAAAAUGACCGUGCCCAUGUCGAUCGGAUUGACGUUGUUGCUACUGGCAGCAACGGGAGUGCAAUGCUUUUACUCGUCCGAUUCUGGCGUUGUCGACCUGACGCCCAGCAAUUUCGAGAGCAAAGUCGCGGACAGCGAAAACAUUUGGAUCGUCGAAUUUUAUGCGCCCUGGUGCGGGCACUGCAAAAGCCUCAAACCUGAAUAUGAAAAACUGGCCAAGGCACUCAAGGGAAUGAUCAAAGUCGGUGCCGUCAACGCCGACGAGCACAAAUCCCUGGGCAGCCGGUUUGGGGUCACGGGUUUCCCAACUAUUAAAAUCUUUGGGGCGAACAAGAAGAAGCCCGAGGAUUACAGUGGUCCGCGCACAGCUGCCGGCUUGAUCGAUGCUGCCUUCAAUGCUGCCAAGGACAAGGCUCAUGCAGCUAUAGGUGGCAAGAAAUCUGGCGGUGGAUCCAAGUCCCAGGGCAGCACUGACUCAAAGGACGUGGUUGAACUCACGGACGACAACUUCAACAAACUGGUCUUGGAAUCUGAGGACUUGUGGCUGGUCGAGUUCUUUGCUCCUUGGUGUGGACACUGUAAGAAUCUUGCUCCCCACUGGGCUAAGGCAGCUACCGAGCUCAAGGGCAAGGUCAAGCUUGGCGCUCUCGAUGCCACAGUUAACACUGCCAAGGCUAGUGAGUAUGGAAUACAGGGCUACCCGACAAUCAAAGUCUUCGGUGCGGGCAAAAAGGACAAGGACUCGGCCGAGGAUUACAAUGGUGGCCGAACCAGCUCCGACAUUGUCAGUUGGGCCUUGGACAAGCUCUCGGAAAGCGUGCCGGCGCCUGAAAUCGUUCAAAUCGUCAACGAAGAGAGCUUAAAACGCGGCUGCCAAGACAAGCCACUCUGCAUUGUCUCGAUACUGCCGCAUAUUCUCGACUGCCAGUCCGACUGCAGAAACGACUACCUGAAGAUCCUGAAUAACCUUGGAGAGAAGUUUAAGAAGAACAUGUGGGGAUGGGUGUGGGCUGAAGCCAAUGCUCAACCCGAAAUCGAAAAGGGUUUGGAGAUCGGUGGCUUCGGUUAUCCAGCUUUGGCUGCCGUCAAUAUCAAAAAGAAGAAGUAUUCGAUACUGAAGGGCAGCUUUUCUGAAAGCGGCAUUCACGAGUUCCUUCGUGACCUUAGCUUCGGCCGAGGUAGUACAAUAGAACUUAGAGGCACAGAACUGCCCAAGAUCUACGAAACUGAGCCUUGGGACGGUAAGGACGCCGAACCACCACAGGUAGAGGACAUUGAUCUUAGCGAUGUUGAUCUCGACGACAACAAGGAUGAACUUUAAAAAGUUACAGCGCGCCCCCAUCAUCAAAAUGAGACUGAAUCUUAACUGAUCCUCCUUUUUAAACAUUAUUGCAUAUUGUUUUCUCGUUUUAUACUGUGCGCAAACGAGCAAUGAAAAACAGAAAAGAGAACAUAAUUUUUAUGUGCACGAAUUGCGUGUUUUGGGCUUUUGCAUGUACUUUGAAAUAGGUUCUUGUAGCGAUUGUGCGUCUUGUCAAAUGUAUUCAACUUUUUUGAAUUUUAAUUUAUUACUGCUAUACUACAAUAGAAAAAAAAAGUCUUGCUCUACAGUAAGGCAGUGUGAUAAGACAUUAGUCGAGGUUUUAUGGUACCAAAGUACCGAGAGUAACUUUUGUAUCAUAUAAAUGCAUUACAAGUUAUUUUCAGUUCAAUUAAAUGGAAAUGUAUUGAACUCCAACACUCAAAAUGAAACAAAAAAUUCUCCAAAGUGCAAAAUUGAAAGUAAGUAUUUAUCAAAAUUACUGCAUAUCUGAGGAAGUAUAUAACAAAUGGCCUACAAUUUAUUGCAGUAUUGUUUAUGCGGCUGUCAGUAAUACUUGUAGAAUUCAUUGAGUACUUAAUAACCGUUUUGAUAUUCAAAGACCAAACACUAGACUAACUUUUGGAUUUCAGAGCCACCACGUAAUUCGCAUGCAAUUAAUUUUUCUGCGUCUUUUACACACGUUGAAAAAAAAUUCAAGAAAAUAAAUUUUUUUAUUAAUAAUAAAAAUUAGCCGUCGUGUAGAAACGCACGUAGUAAUGUAAGAGACUAGAAAACAUACGCCAACAUUGCAUCUCUUCCAAUAAAAAUUAGUUUAUAUUAAAAAGUCAGUUGUGGCAUUAAAAACGAAUCAGCAAUGGACAUUCCGUGCUGUCGAAAAUUAUUUAUCUUUCGUUUUCGACUAUUUUUAUACUGAUGAUUGCGCUUUUGUAAUUUUUGAACUAUCAAUAUUCAGAUCGUUGAGCAUUAAUAAAAAAAUAAAAUAAAAAGAAAAAUAGAAAAAAACCUUCAUUACAUUAUAAGGAAUUAAGAAAAGAAAGUGUUUUUUUUUUUUUUAAUAAAAAUGCUAUGAAAGAAUACUAGGACGUACUAAUUAAAAACAUUCAAUUCAACCAAUAGAUAUCCAUAAAAAAAUCAUUUUUUUCUUCCCUAGUCUCGAAAGAUUUAUUUGCUAUACUUUUAUGGUUACAUUAAUUUACAAUUUCAACACAUACUCUCUAUUCAUGCCUCUUGAGUGGGUUUGCCAACUAAAUAUGUAUGUAUAAGUUUGAUAAACUCACUAAUGUAGGUUCUAAUGAUCCUCAAAGACGUGAUGAAACCUUUUUCUUCGGCAUUUAAGAUUUUGUUCAAAACAAGACAUUUUGAGGAACUGAAACAUGCGGUCUGCAAUUUCCUCAAGGUACUUAUUUCCGGGGUGUUUUGAUAUUUUUAUGUGCCACUGUAGGUGACAAAACGUAGGAUUUUCAGACUUAAUACAAACACAAGUUGAUUGAAAAUCAUUUCAUAUGAAUCACCAAGUCGAAUUUUUGUAAGCGCUUUUAAAUUUGAAUAAUAAGCGUAGAUUUAUCACGAAUUCAUGAAUAUAAGCUAAUCCAAGACGUCUUCCAAACAAUAAGCUCAAAUCAUUGUAUGGUGUAUGCUAGAAAAAAAAAGUAUGUUCGAAUCACGUGUACAUGUUAACUAAGCACAGUUAUGA
Copidosoma floridanum is the source of this 3193-nucleotide messenger RNA. It is a transcript of the gene CaBP1, whose product is annotated as Protein disulfide-isomerase A6 homolog CaBP1. Gene Ontology annotation, molecular function: protein disulfide isomerase activity; protein-disulfide reductase activity. Gene Ontology annotation, biological process: response to endoplasmic reticulum stress. The record is from RefSeq and is a predicted model, not a curated record. Gene Ontology annotation, cellular component: endoplasmic reticulum lumen. NCBI's taxonomy places the organism in Eukaryota, Metazoa, Arthropoda, Insecta, Hymenoptera, Encyrtidae.